AAAAUGCAGUCUGGUGAAAAGACGGAAUUGCCCUCCCCAUUAUUCUACCAAGAAACAAGGAACACCCAUAUGUAUCAAGAAAAAGAUAUCCACUGCCAACUCCUCUGUCUGAAUUUCCACACAUACACUCUCAAUCAAGAUUCACAAUUUCUCUUCCUUAAGUUUAAUUUUCUUCAACCCCCCUCAAUGCUUGGAUAUACACACACUUCUUCCUUCUCAGCUUCAACCCACUCCCCAUGGCGGCCAUCAAUUAUUACAACCAGAUGAAAAUCGCGGCGGCGCUUUUUCUGCUCACCAUCUCCGUCGUUCAAAGCGUGACAGACCCAAACGAUUUAGCCGUACUGAACCAGUUCAAGAAGAACCUCGAAAAUGCCGAGCUUCUGAAAUGGCCCGACAAUGGCGGCGCCGGCGACCCAUGCGGCCCGCCGAGCUGGCCCCACGUAUACUGCUCCGGCGACAGAGUUACGCAGAUUCAGGUCAGAGGGUUGGGUCUGAAGGGGCCGUUACCCCACAAUUUCAACCAAUUGUCCAUGCUGCAAAAUCUAGGCCUCCAGCGAAACCAAUUUAACGGCGAGUUGCCGUCUUUUAACGGACUAUCCAAAUUGAGAUACGCCUAUCUGGAUUACAACAAUUUCGACACAAUCCCUUCAGAUUUCUUCAGAGGGCUCGUCAAUUUGGAGGUUUUAGCACUAGACAACAACCCUCUAAACGCCACAAACGGCGGCUGGGUUUUACCUUCCGAUUUGCAGGAUUCAGCUCAGCUUAAAAACCUCACGCUAAUGAACUGCAAUUUAGCCGGCGCUUUACCCCCAUUCUUGGGAACCAUGUCUUCUUUAGAAGUUCUGAAAUUGUCGUUAAAUCGUCUCUCAGGCAUUAUACCGAACACCUUCAGUGGCUCUCUGUUGGUAGUCCUCUGGUUGAACGAGCAGUCCGAGGGCUUGACCGGUCAAAUCGACAUAGUCACAACCAUGAAAUCGCUCGUUAGUCUAUGGCUGCACGGUAACCGUUUCUCCGGCAAAAUCCCGUUUAGUAUCGGCGAUUUGAUCUCCUUGCGCGAUCUCAAUUUGAACGGCAAUGGUUUUGUCGGUUUGGUGCCUGCCGGCCUGGCGGACAUGCCGUUGGAUCGAUUGGAUUUGAACAACAACCACUUGAUGGGGCCCGUUCCGAAGUUUAGAACGGUUAACGCUACGUACGGGUCGAACCCGUUUUGUCUUCCGGAUCCUGGAGCUCCGUGCAGCCCGGAUGUGAUGUCGCUGUUGGAGUUUCUUGAUGGAGUGAGUUAUCCGGACAAGCUUGUCCGAUCUUGGGUUGGUAAUAACCCGUGUCGAGUUUCUUGGUUAGGUGUCGGGUGUGAUUCGAAUGGAAAGAUUAUUACUUUGAAUUUGCCAAAUUCGAAUCUUUCGGGUAAUUUGAGCCCUUCGAUUUCGGAUCUUGAUUCGCUUACGUAUAUAUAUCUGCAGUCGAACAAUUUAUCGGGCGAAAUUCCGACGAAUUGGACGAGUUUGAAGUUUUUGGCAUUGUUGAAUUUGAGCAAGAACAAUCUUUCGCCUCCGAUUCCGAGGUUUAGUAGCAACGUAAAACUUAUCUUAGAUGGGAACUCUCUUUUCAAUCCUGAUAAAUCCCCAUCUCGAGAAAACAACACAUCCCCACCGACCGACGGUUCUAAUAAUUACAACCCCGCCACUCUCACGCACGAACCUUUUAAAGAAAAGCGUUCGAGUAAGUUAUUCGUGAUUGUGGCCUUUGCCGGGAGUUUCGCAGUUCUUGUUUUCUUGAUUAUUGCGCCGAUUUCGAUUUGUUUCUGCAAGAAGAGGAAAAAUAACCGAAACCCUUCUCAAAGCUCACUCGUGGUUCAUCCAAGAGACUCAUCUGACAACUCGAUCAAGAUCGUGAUUGCGGAUAACAACAACAGAAACAACAACAACAACAACGCAAGUACGACCUCAUUGACCAAUAGCUGCUCGACAAGCGCCAACAGCACCGAAUCCCACGUGAUCGAGUCCGGCAAUCUCGUAAUAUCGGUACAAGUCCUUCGAAACGUGACGAAAAACUUCGCCCCGGAAAACGAGCUCGGCCGAGGGGGUUUCGGCGUAGUGUAUAAAGGGGAACUCGAAGACGGGACCAAAAUAGCGGUCAAAAGAAUGGAAAACGGGGUGAUUACUAACAAAGCGAUCGACGAAUUUCAAUCGGAAAUUGCAGUUCUCUCGAAAGUUCGGCACAGGCAUUUGGUGUCGCUUUUGGGGUAUUCGGUCGGAGGGAACGAGAGGAUUCUUGUUUACGAGUAUAUGUCGCAAGGCGCUCUUAGUCGGCAUCUAUUUAAUUGGGAGAAAUUAAAAUUGGAGCCACUUUCUUGGAAGAGGAGGCUGAAUAUAGCUUUGGAUGUUGCUAGAGGAUUGGAGUACCUUCAUAACCUAGCUCAUCAGAGUUUUAUACAUAGGGAUCUUAAAUCGUCGAAUAUUUUGCUCGGUGAUGAUUUUCGAGCCAAGGUUUCGGAUUUCGGUCUCGUGAAGCUUGCUCCGGAUGGUGAGAAGUCGGUUGUCACGCGGCUAGCGGGCACUUUCGGAUACCUUGCGCCGGAAUAUGCGGUUAUGGGUAAAAUCACGACAAAAGCCGACGUGUUCAGCUUCGGCGUCGUAUUGAUGGAGCUAUUAACCGGAAUGAUGGCCCUCGACGAGGACCGUCCCGAGGAGAGCCAAUACCUAGUCGCAUGGUUCUGGCGCAUCAAAUCGAACAAAGAGAAGCUAAUGGCUGCAAUCGACCCUUCUCUUGACACGGAAGACGAAACCCUAGAGAGCGUCUCGAUUAUUUCCGAACUAGCAGGCCACUGCACGGCGAGGGAGCCCGGUCAACGGCCCGAUAUGGGCCACGCAGUGAACGUUCUGGCGUCGCUCGUCGAGAAAUGGAAACCUCUGAAGCACGAAGCGGAGGAGUACUGCGGGAUCGAUUACAGCCUGCCGCUUAAUCAGAUGGUCAAGGAUUGGCAGGAAUCCGAGGGGAAGGACGCGAGCUUUAUGGAUUUGGAGGAUAGUAAGGGCAGUAUUCCGGCGAGGCCUGCCGGAUUUGGGGAGUCGUUCACUUCAGUCGACGGCAGGUAGAUUUAGGUUAUUUAUGAUUUGUAGAUAUAGAUGUAGAUAACUUGUUUGUGUUUGUGUGUGUGAUUUUUUUUCUUUUUCUUUUUAUUGUGCAAUAUUAAUUUUGUGGGAUGUAGAUAUAGAUUAGUAAGCAGUUAGCUUCUUGCAACUGCCAUUCUUGUUACAGUUUUGGAUGAUAUUAUGUUGAUUUGUGGAUUUUUUUUUACAUUUAAUUUCCACCUAUACUUAUGGUGGAAACUGGAACCAAAAUUCCGAAUCCCGCCGAAUUCGGUCCGGGAUUUUGUCGAUUUUGGAUUUGAUAAAUGUUUUUCAUUCUGAAUUUUGAAAGUUUCGAUUCUAUUUUUUU
Messenger RNA from Erythranthe guttata (spotted monkey flower), 3438 nucleotides. RefSeq names its product receptor protein kinase TMK1. Lineage: Eukaryota; Viridiplantae; Streptophyta; Magnoliopsida; Lamiales; Phrymaceae. Gene Ontology annotation, molecular function: ATP binding; protein binding; protein kinase activity. Gene Ontology annotation, biological process: protein phosphorylation. The record is from RefSeq and is a predicted model, not a curated record.